UGCCCCGGCCCGCCCGCUCGCCCGCCCGGCCGGCCUGUUCCGCGCUCGGGUUGCCGAGUAGGCGACGUGCCGGUGGGCUUGGUGUGGCGGAGAUGUCUGCCGCUCUGCAGCGCAUUGAGCGGCUGUCCAGCCGGGUGGUACGCGUGUUGGGCUGUAACCCGGGUCCCAUGACCCUGCAGGGCACCAACACCUACCUGGUGGGGACCGGCUCCAGGAGAAUCCUUAUUGACACUGGAGAACCAGCAAUUCCAGAAUAUAUCAGCUGUUUAAAGCAGGCUCUGACAGAAUUCAACACAGCAAUCCAGGAAAUCAUAGUCACUCAUUGGCACAAAGAUCAUUCUGGAGGCAUAGGAGACAUUUGUAAAAGCAUCAGUAAUGAUACUACCUACUGCAUUAAAAAACUCCCACGGACUCCUCACAGAGAAGAAAGGAUAGGAAAUGGAGAGCAACAAUACGUUUAUCUGAGAGAUGGAGAUGUAAUCAAGACAGAAGGAGCCACGCUAAGAGUUAUAUACACACCAGGCCAUACCGAUGAUCAUAUGGCCCUGCUGCUGGAAGAGGAAAAUGCUCUCUUUUCUGGAGAUUGCAUCCUAGGGGAAGGAACAACCGUAUUUGAAGACCUGUAUGAUUACAUGAACUCCCUAAAAGAACUACUGAAAAUCAAAGCAAAUGUCAUAUAUCCAGGACAUGGCCCAGUAAUCCAUGAUGCUGAAGCUAAAAUUCUACAGUACAUUGCUCACAGAAAUACUCGAGAAGAGCAAAUUCUUACAUUAUUUCGUGAGAACUUUGAGAAAUCAUUUACAGCAAAGGAGCUUGUAGAAAUUAUUUACAAGAAUAUUCCUGAGAACUUACAUAAAAUGGCUGAACAUAAUGUCUCUCUUCAUUUGAAAAAACUAGAAAAAGAAGGAAAAAUAUUCAGAAGCACAGAUCCUGGCAAGAAAUGGAGAGCUGUUCUUUAGUUUCAGAUUAAUGAAAGCUUUGUUCUGUCUUGCUUUUAGAGAGGAUGGUAUGUUUUCUUAUGGCUCAUUUAGAGAGAACAUAAGACUGGGGAACAUUGAAAAUUACCCUAAAUAUCAUUAAAAUAAUGUCAUGAUUAUUCUGAAAUCGAUAAAUUACAUUACACAUCUACAAAACAGGUAUUUCAGAAUUUUACCAAAAAUUCAGAAUCCAACAGUUUAUUGCUGUUUAAUAAUAAUCAUUAGUGGUUACUUUAAAAUAAUAAAAUGUGUAUAAUUUAAAAUGGUUUUUUUCUUGGAGAUUAGUUUUCUGUUACCAGUUAUUAAUAAUAUCAUUUUCUCGGCCAGCGCCAUGGCUCACUAGGCUAAUCCUCCACCUGCGGCACCGGCACCCUGGGUUCUAGUCCCGGUUGGGGCGCUGGAUUCUGUCCCGGUUGGUCCUCUUCCAGUCCAGCUCUCUGCUGUGGCCCGGGAAGGCAGUGGAAGAUGGCCCAAGUGCUUGGGCCCUGCACCCACAUGUGAGACCAGGAGGAAGCACCUGGCUCCUGGCUUUGGGUCAGCGCAGUGCGCCAGCCGCAACACACUGACCGUUGCAGCCACUUGCGGGGUGAACCAACGGAAAAAGGAAGACCUUUCUCUCUGUCUCUCUCUCUCUCACUGUCUAACUCUGCCUGUCAAAAAAAGAAAAAUAAAUAAAUAAAAAUAAAAAAUAUCAUUUUCUCUAGCUGCACAGAUUUAAAUGUGCUCCUAAAUUUCCCUCAACUCUUGUCUUACGUAAAGACAAGGGUUUUAUUUUCUGUAGAUAAUAGCUUUAUUUUCAUGUUUCUGUCAAUGUCAUUAUGAUUAAGUAUUGGUUCUAUAGUUUUGUGUAUUUUAUUAUAAUGAUAUCCCACAAAUGAUAUGUGGAAAGCAACUUUUGGCAAUUGAAAAAUGUUAAAUGCAAAACUAAAAGUAUUAUGUGGUGAAUUAUUCUUGAAAUUCAUUUUUACAACCAAUGUAUAUUCCAACUUUACCUCUUAUUAUAUGGUCAUCAGCUUAUAUGUUAAUUAUAUUUGAAAAGUCUAUUUUUAAAUUAAAGGGUUAUAAGAUAGGG
Messenger RNA from Lepus europaeus (European hare), 2049 nucleotides. RefSeq names its product lactamase beta 2 (gene LACTB2). The coding region runs from base 93 to 959 and encodes 288 amino acids. The transcript has 7 exons. Gene Ontology annotation, cellular component: mitochondrial matrix. Lineage: Eukaryota; Metazoa; Chordata; Mammalia; Lagomorpha; Leporidae. The record is from RefSeq and is a predicted model, not a curated record. Gene Ontology annotation, molecular function: single-stranded RNA binding; RNA endonuclease activity.